AGAAGGACAGACAGAAGUGAAGACGAAUGUCAGAGGUGAGACUUCCUCUUUUAGAGAGAAACGUUUAAAACAGAUCGCAGAGCUGAAGAAGUGUUUUUCUGCUCUUCACACGCGCUGAUAUGCUGGUGAUCAGGUCUGUUGUCGUUCUUCUGUGUGUGUCUCUGGUCUGUUCUGAGAUCAGAAGUUUAAAUGAUCAAUGGAUUACCUGGAAAACACAACACAACAAGACCUACAGAGACACAAGAGAGGAGUUGUACAGGAGAGCGGUGUGGGAGCAGAACUUUAUGUAUGUCCUGAAACAUAACGAGGAAACGGCCAUCGGUCUUCACACAUACACUCUGGGACUUGACCACCUCUGCGACAUGACCACAGAUGAAGUCAAUGCUUUACUGAACGGUUUGAUGGAGGAAGAUUUUCCUGAUGUCAACGUGUCAUUCACCCCACCGACACACCCCCAACUGCCCCUCCCAGCCAGAGUGAACUGGAUUAAGCAGGGCAUGGUCAGCCCCGUCCAGAACCAGGGCCGGUGUGGCUCCUGCUGGGCGUUCAGUGCUGUUGGCGCUCUUGAGGGUCAGAUGAAGAGGAAAACCGGCAUUCUGGUUCCGUUAAGUUCUCAGAAUCUGAUGGACUGCAGUGUGAGUUUGGGGAACCACGGUUGUAAGGGGGGAUAUCUGAGCCGUGCGUUUCUAUAUGUCAUCCAGAACAAAGGCAUCGACUCCAACAGCUACUACCCGUAUGAACACAAGCAGGGCGAAUGUCGAUACUCUGUCACUGGAAGAGCGGGAUACUGCUCAGGAUUCAAGAUCGUUCAGCAUCACAAUGAGGCGGCACUGCAGCAAGCUGUUGCUAACAUUGGACCUGUGUCAGUCGGUAUAAACGCAAAACUCGCCUCCUUCCAGAGAUACAGAAGUGGUAUUUAUAAUGACCCGAAGUGCAGUUCUAAGCUGGUCAAUCAUGCAGUGUUAGUGGUCGGUUACGGUUCAGAAAAUGGACAAGAUUACUGGCUGGUGAAAAACAGCUGGGGAACAGCUUGGGGUGAAAAGGGCUUCAUCCGCAUGGCACGAAAUAAAAAUCAGUGUGGAAUAUCCCGCUUUGCCAUUUACCCCACAAUCUAAUCUGAUCUGAUCUGAUGUUUGGUCUGGGGUCAGAAUAGUAUCCUAAUAUAUCACUCUUCAUGUUUAAUCACAUUUCAUGUCAAAAUGUCUUAACAUUUGGCAGUCCAAUUAAGUAAUCAAU
This is a messenger RNA of Xyrauchen texanus (razorback sucker), 1236 nucleotides long. RefSeq names its product cathepsin S, ortholog 1 (gene ctss1). NCBI's taxonomy places the organism in Eukaryota, Metazoa, Chordata, Actinopteri, Cypriniformes, Catostomidae. The transcript is spliced from 8 exons. The record is from RefSeq and is a predicted model, not a curated record. Gene Ontology annotation, biological process: immune response. Gene Ontology annotation, cellular component: lysosome. Bases 120 to 1115 code for a protein of 331 amino acids. Gene Ontology annotation, molecular function: cysteine-type endopeptidase activity.